AUGACGCUCAGCUUCCCCAUCAUCUUUCUUCUUGCUACCAAUCUUAACUCGAAAGAACUCCAGGAUCUCGAGGAACAAAUCCCCACGCUCACUUACGAUAUCAACGAAGCCGAGAUCGUACUGGGCAAGGUGUUCCGCAAGGAGCGAGCACUAUUUGAGCUCAGGAAACAUAGGCUCAUCACCGAAGAGGUCGAACCAUCAGAAGCUUCCACCUCUGCAUCCCAUGGCAGAAAACGCGUUAAGCUGGAUACGCCUGCCCUGGGCAGCUCUGAUUUGGACUCGGACACGGCAUCGGACGGCGAGAUCCAGCGGCGCCUUAUCGGGUCAGCUCCUGUCAGCCCCACCGUCAAGGUGGUGAAGCUGCCCUGGUUCACCGAGUCGGUCAAGGCAGGAGAAGUUCUUCCGAUGGACGACUAUCUCGUAUACGAAGGGCACAAGGUGCCAAAGACCCCGGUGAAGUCCGCACAGCCCCUGCCGGCCGAAAUAGCGGCACAGGUCAUGAAACGCGCUGCGGCCGAUGCAGGCGCUCUCUCCAGAGGCAGCCCACGGGCGACAUCAUCUCAGGGGAGACGGGGCGAGACUUACACCAGCCAUCCCGUCCGGCCCGCCCUACUUAGGCAGACUACGUCAGAGCAUGAGAUAGACACGCAGUUGCCACCAAUACCAGACUACCUCCAUACUACGUAUUCGUGCCAGCGUCCAACCCCUGUCCAUCCUCCAAACGAGGCCUUCAUCAAGGAGCUCACCAAAAUCAAGACGGCCCGGACAUUGGUUGGGGAUCAUAUAGGGGUGAGAGCUUACUCGAGCGCCAUCGCCACCAUUGCUGCCUAUCCGUAUAGCAUCCAGACGGCACAAGAAGUGGCAAGGCUCCCAGGCUGCGGCAACAAGAUUGCCCUGCUCUUCCAAGAGUUCAAGGACACGGGUCAAAUCAGGGAGGCGCGCGAAGACGAAUCGGACCCCAAGCUGGCCGUGCUCAUGCUCUUUUACAACAUCUGGGGCGUGGGCGAAACAACAGCGCGCGACUUUUACAACCGCGGCUGGCGCGAUCUUGACGACAUUGUCGAGUACGGCUGGGACACGCUAAACCGCGUGCAGCAGAUUGGCGUCAAAUACUACGACGAGUUCCAGCUCAAAAUUUCGCGGGCCGAGGUCGAGUCCAUCUCAGCCACCAUUCUGGCGCACGCCAACGCGAUCCACCCCGGGUUCGAGAUGGUCAUCGUGGGCGGCUACCGGCGGGGCAAGCUCGAGAGCGGCGACGUCGACGUCGUGCUGAGCCACCGCGACGAGGCCGCCACGCAGGAUUUCGUCGGGCGCAUCGUCAUUAACCUCGAGCGCGCCGGCUACAUUACGCACACGCUCUCGCUCACCACGGCCAACUCGGAGCGCGGGCAGGUGCCCGUCAGCUGGAAGGGCGACGACAAGAACAAGAAGGCCGGUGCGGGGUUUGACACGCUUGACAAGGCGCUCGUGGUGUGGCAGGACCCGGUGUGGGACAAGAAUGAAGAGGGCGAGCCCAGGAGGAAUUCGAACCCACACCGCAGGGUCGACAUCAUCAUCAGCCCCUGGAAGACGGCCGGGUGCGCGGUGCUGGGGUGGACGAGCGGGACUACGUUCCAGCGGGACCUGCGGAGGUACUGCAAGAAGGAGAGGAGCCUCAAGUUUGACAGCAGCGGGAUACGGAGCCGCACGGAUGGGUCGUGGGUCGAUUUUGAGAGCGGACCGGACGGUUCGCCGGCGCCGGAUAUGCUGACGGCGGAGCGGAGGGUGUUUGCGGGGCUGGGCUUGGUAUACCGGCCGCCAGAGGAGCGGUGCACGGGGUGA
This is a messenger RNA of Parathielavia appendiculata, 1821 nucleotides long. RefSeq names its product Nucleotidyltransferase. The record is from RefSeq and is a predicted model, not a curated record. Bases 1 to 1821 code for a protein of 606 amino acids. Gene Ontology annotation, biological process: double-strand break repair via nonhomologous end joining. Gene Ontology annotation, molecular function: DNA-directed DNA polymerase activity; DNA binding. NCBI's taxonomy places the organism in Eukaryota, Fungi, Ascomycota, Sordariomycetes, Sordariales, Chaetomiaceae. The transcript has 2 exons. Gene Ontology annotation, cellular component: nucleus.